Effrenium voratum is the source of this 780-nucleotide messenger RNA. The record is from the annotation of a GenBank genome assembly. Lineage: Eukaryota; Dinophyceae; Suessiales; Symbiodiniaceae.
AUGGCUGAACUCCGUAACGUUCAAUACCAGGCGGGCGCCGGCGCCCGCACCUAUGACGCGAGCAUCGAUGAGGGCCUGCGGUCCUACAUGAUCCGCGUCUACAAUCUGAUGGCUCUGGCGAUGGGCAUCACCGCCCUUUUCGCCGCCGGCACCGUCAUGCUUGCGACCACGAACAAUCCGGCGGCCGCCGCUGCCUCGCUGCCGAACGGCACGAUGCUGACGGCGCUGGGUACGGUCAUCUACGGAUCGCCCCUGCGCUGGGUCAUCAUGCUGGCGCCGCUGGCGCUGGUGUUCUUCCUCAGCUUCCGUAUCGACCGGAUGCAGACAUCCACCGCACAGAUCACGUUCUGGAGCUUUGCGGCGCUGAUCGGCAUGUCGCUGUCGUCGAUCUUCCUGGUCUACACGUCGGCUUCGAUCGUGCAGACCUUCUUCAUCACGGCAACCGCCUUCGGUGCGCUGUCGCUCUACGGCUACACCACCAAGCGUGACCUGACCGGCAUGGGCUCUUUCCUGCUGAUGGGUCUGGUCGGCCUGAUCCUGGCGAUGAUCGUCAACAUCUUCCUGGGUUCGGGCGCGCUGCAGUUCGCGAUCUCGGUGAUCGGCGUUCUGAUCUUUGCCGGCCUGACCGCCUAUGACACGCAGAAGAUCAAGGAAAUGUACUAUGUCGGAGACGGUGCCGCCGUUGCCGAGAAGAAGGCCAUCAUGGGCGCGCUGGCGCUCUAUCUGGACUUCAUCAACAUGUUCCAGUUCCUGCUGAUGUUCCUGGGCAACCGCGAAUAA